UUUUUCGAGAAUCCCGCUUUCCGCCCCGACGGGAUGAAGCUCUACCCGACCCUGGUGAUCCGUGGCACCGGUCUGUACGAGCUCUGGAAAACUGGCAGAUACAAGAGCUACCCCCCCAGCACUCUGGUGGAUCUGGUGGCCCGAAUCCUGGCCCUUGUCCCCCCCUGGACUCGCGUGUACCGUGUCCAGAGGGAUAUCCCGAUGCCACUGGUGAGCUCCGGGGUGGAGCACGGGAACCUGAGGGAACUCGCCUUGGCCAGGAUGAAAGAUCUCGGGACACAGUGCCGCGACGUGAGGACGAGAGAGGUCGGAAUUCAGGAAAUCCACCACAAAGUCAGACCUUAUCAGGGAUUUGGGAUGUUGCUGAUGGAGGAGGCGGAGAGGAUCGCCAGGGAGGAGCACGGGUCAUGGAAAAUUGCUGUCAUUUCAGGGGUCGGCACCAGGAAUUACUACCGGAAGCUCGGCUACGAGCUGGAAGGGCCCUACAUGGUGAAAAGCUUGGAAUGACGAUCCAGGGGGAGCCGGGAAGAGCUGGAGACGCCGCCUGUCCCGGGAAUGAAGCCCCGAAUUCCAA
This is a messenger RNA of Empidonax traillii (willow flycatcher), 574 nucleotides long. RefSeq names its product elongator complex protein 3. The transcript has 5 exons. Gene Ontology annotation, cellular component: nucleus; elongator holoenzyme complex; cytoplasm. The record is from RefSeq and is a predicted model, not a curated record. The coding region runs from base 34 to 507 and encodes 157 amino acids. Gene Ontology annotation, biological process: tRNA wobble base 5-methoxycarbonylmethyl-2-thiouridinylation. Lineage: Eukaryota; Metazoa; Chordata; Aves; Passeriformes; Tyrannidae.